CUGUGAGCUGAGUCUGUUUGUUGUCAGGGCUUCGGCUUCAUGUGCUUCCUGGCUUUAGCUCGUUAAAGUGUUAUAAAGGGGGAUAUUAGUGCAUAUUGCGAGUUUACAGAAUAGUGAUGUGUGGAUGUAGAGAUGUACUCGGAGGUUUUUGUCUAUCUGAAAAACUUCGCCAUGAACUGUAACUCGGUACUUUGGUAACGUUAGCGUCAGAAAUCGGCUCUCUAAUGUUAGCUUGCAAUGCCCCUCGCUCCUGCAAACCAGUCCCAGUUGAUCCGGUCCAGUCAGAAGGACGAAUAUUAUCAAACCUUCCUGAGAAACAACGCCAACGAAGCUUUUCAGACACUUGCGGGAUCCAAAAGAUGGCUGGACUGGAGGAGAGAGAUAGAGCUGCUCUCAGACUUUGCAUACUACGGUUUAACAACUUUCUCAGGUUACCAAACGCUGGGCGAAGAGUAUGUCAACAUCGUGCAGGUGGAUCCCACUAAACAUCAAAUCCCCUCUCGGACCAGACGAGGCCUCUUUGUCCUCUGCCACACCGUCCUUCCUUACCUCCUGGACAAGGUCCUGGUGUGCCUGGAGAACGAGCUGGAAGGUGGGCACGAGAGCCGCAGUGGCGUCAGUCGGCGGCAGGCGGCGUCCGGGCCGUGGAGCCUGGAGUGUUGGCUGAAGAGAUGGAUGCAGAGGGCAGUGGGGCUGUUGUCGGAGCCCCAGAGGAGAGCGUGCCUGCCGGCCGUGUUUGUCCUCCAGCAGGGUCUGACCCUCCUGCACCGACUCCACGUGGCUCUGUUCUACAUCAGCGGCUCUUUCUAUCACCUGUCCAAGAGGGCGGCUGGUAUCCGCUAUCUGGGUGUGAUGGGGCUGAACAGCGAUGACGGGACCAUCAGGAGCAGCUACAGGCUGCUGGGGACCGUGUCCCUCCUCCAGCUGCUCAUCACUGUGUCUCUGCAGCUCAACAACUUCAGACAGAGACAGAGAGCCAGGCAGGAGUGGAAGCUCUACAGGAACCUCAGGACCAGGACCAGACCCAAGGACACAGCUGGAGAUGUUCCUCAGCACACACACCGCUCAGGCCCCAGAGCUGCCCACUGUAUCCUCUGCCUGGAGGAGAGGAGACACUGCACCUCCACUCCCUGUGGACACCUCUUCUGCUGGGAGUGCAUCACAGAGUGGUGCAGCACCAAGGCCGAGUGCCCCCUGUGUCGGGAGAAGUUCCAGCCUCACAGACUGGUGUACCUGAGGAACUACAGCUAGGACUACACAGCCUGAUCCCACACACACACACACACACUCUGCUGGUGGACUAAUGCUUUGUAAUACCUGUGCAAUAAGCACAUAAGCAAUGUUUUCCAUCUUUGUGCCAACAUACGGUAGCUUCUUCAGUAUAAACACAACCUUUUAGGCUCUUUUCAUUCAUAAUUGAUUGAGAAUUGCAUUUUUGAUUGUAUCAGUCCAAACGUGUAAAUAUAACUAAUUAAAACUGUAACAGGUGAUAAUAAAAUGCGAGAAAUGUCCAA
This is a messenger RNA of Siniperca chuatsi (mandarin fish), 1514 nucleotides long. RefSeq names its product peroxisomal biogenesis factor 10 (gene pex10). The transcript is spliced from 6 exons. Gene Ontology annotation, biological process: protein import into peroxisome matrix. NCBI's taxonomy places the organism in Eukaryota, Metazoa, Chordata, Actinopteri, Centrarchiformes, Sinipercidae. Gene Ontology annotation, molecular function: zinc ion binding. The record is from RefSeq and is a predicted model, not a curated record. Gene Ontology annotation, cellular component: peroxisomal membrane. The coding region runs from base 238 to 1251 and encodes 337 amino acids.